Messenger RNA from Medicago truncatula (barrel medic), 606 nucleotides. RefSeq names its product lectin 7-like. Gene Ontology annotation, molecular function: carbohydrate binding. Bases 1 to 606 code for a protein of 201 amino acids. Lineage: Eukaryota; Viridiplantae; Streptophyta; Magnoliopsida; Fabales; Fabaceae. The transcript has a single exon. The record is from RefSeq and is a predicted model, not a curated record.
AUGCCAUAUAGUGUUGGCAGAGCCUCUUAUGCUAUUCCAAUACGCCUUUUUGACCCUGCAAUUGGACUUGCUAGUUUUACAACCACAUUCUCUUUUCUUGUAACAUCAAAUGGACAAAGUAAAGGAGAUGGAAUUGCAUUUUUUAUGGCUGGACCAAAUCACUCGAAGAUCCCUGAAUCUUCGAGUGGUGGGUAUCUUGGCCUUUUCAGCCCCGAGACGGCUUUUAAACCAAUUAUAAAUCAAAUUGUUGCAGUUGAAUUCGAUACGUUUGCAAAUGAGUGGGACCCACCAUAUGCGCAUGUGGGUAUUAAUGCAAAUUCCAUCCGUUCCGAAACAACGGAGAGAUGGGGAAUUGAUAGUGUUGAGAGCAAUUUAUCAACGGUGGUUGCUACAGUUAGUUAUGAUAAUCGUAAUGAUACUUUAAGCGUCAUUGUAAAUACGGUGAAUGGAACUACAAUUAGCCUUUCAUGGGUGGCUGAUUUGAGGGGAUAUCUGCCUGAUUGGAUUAUCGUUGGGUUCUCCGGUGCCACGGGAGGAUUGGUUGAAACACACAAGAUUCUUUCUUGGACUUUCAGCUCUUACAAGUAUUCGUAUAGAUUCAAUUAG